AUGGAUAACAAAACAAGGAAUGAGCGAAUAGGGCCGCUGCCUGGGGGUCGCCAGGGCGCGCCUGGAGCUGGCGCUGGGCGUAGCAGCAUGCGGGCCGCCAGUGCCACCAGUCGACCGGCGCUGCCACCUAGCCGGUCGACAUAUCCAUCAUCCCCACCAGAUGGCUUGGCUCCGACAGGGUCCACCAGGGCCCAAUCUUCGGCGCCCGCCGCUGGUGGUGUACGCCGCAUGCGCUGGACUUCUCUCAUGAACGAGAAUGUCAUGCGUGCGUACUACAGGGCGACAGGAGGGGAAACCGGACGGACUGGCUACCGAGCGGCAAUGUACCGCGAGUUCCUGCUGCUCGAGCCGAACUUAACUGUCACGGAACAAAACCUGGCAGACCGGGCUCGGUAUAUUCAGCGUUCUAACAUCUUCAACGCUACCGAGCUCGAACGAUUACGACGUGAGGCUGUUCCGGAAGUCUCAGCACCUACCGCAGAGCAAAUCGUCUCCCAGGCGGCGCCUGUCCGCGAGGAGACAAUUACCACGUCACAAGAUUUGCCUGUGGAGGAAGACACUGAGGGAACAGUCUCCCUUGAUAUAGAGCGGAUGAGAGGGAUUCUAGAAGAGGCGAUUUCUGAAAUCCGGAGCGCUCCUCUAGAGAAUCGUCCGCGGCUCUCCCGACUUACACUAAAUGUAGCGACGCGGGAUGUCAUUGAGGCCAUAAACAAAAUGCUGCCACAACAUCUGGAGAGCAGCACUGGCCUGGGUGAUACGGCUUCUAUUAUCUUCGGUGCGGCGCUAGCCGUGCACCGAUUCAUCGGUGCCAAGACUCCGGGACCGGGGCGUGCUGCUGCCACAAGGUUGGACCAGCCUGACAUUGCGCAAAAGCUAACAGAGCGCAUCGACGACCUGAAGCAGAAAAUCGCUGCAUGGGGGAACCGCAUCCGACGAUACUCGGCAAGAGUCGAGCGAUUUCAGCAAAAUCGUCUCUUCUCGAGUGAUCAGAAAAGGUUCUACAAAAGACUGGAGUGCCCAGCAGUCUGCUCUACCUCUCAACGACCGGACCCGGCCGACCUAGUCGCUUUCUGGCGGGGGGUGUGGUCGAGAGAAGUGGAGCAUGAGGAGGGGCCUUGGAUUGCGGCGGUAGAGGAAGCAUGUGCCAGAAUAGAACCGAUGAACCCGGUCGCCAUCUCUGCGGAGGAUGUAGCUGGUGCAUGUAGUUCUAAUUCCGCGCUGUUCUUCAGUGAUGCCUUCGUCACAGGGUGUCCUGGCUAG
Maniola jurtina (meadow brown) is the source of this 1260-nucleotide messenger RNA. RefSeq lists its product as uncharacterized. The transcript is spliced from 3 exons. The record is from RefSeq and is a predicted model, not a curated record. The coding region runs from base 1 to 1260 and encodes 419 amino acids. Lineage: Eukaryota; Metazoa; Arthropoda; Insecta; Lepidoptera; Nymphalidae.